Molecule: messenger RNA, 3727 nt
Organism: Sphaerodactylus townsendi
Lineage: Eukaryota; Metazoa; Chordata; Lepidosauria; Squamata; Sphaerodactylidae
Gene: NPLOC4
Product: NPL4 homolog, ubiquitin recognition factor
Exons: 17
Coding region: 86-1915 (609 amino acids)
Biological process (GO): ubiquitin-dependent protein catabolic process
Cellular component (GO): nucleus
Molecular function (GO): ubiquitin protein ligase binding; ubiquitin binding
Source: RefSeq, a predicted model, not a curated record
CGGCGCACGCGCGCGCGAGGGGGCGGGCAGGAGGCGGCGCCGCUGGAGCCGGGGCAGGAAGCGAGUCGGGAGCGGCCGCGAGGACAUGGCGGAGACCAUUAUAAUCCGUGUCCAGUCGCCGGAGGGAGUAAAACGUAUCACAGCCACAAAGCGGGAAACUGUUGCAACUUUUCUGAAAAAGGUUGCAAAAGAAUUUGGCUUCAGAAAUAAUGGGUUUUCUGUGUACAUCAAUAGAAAUAGGACGGGUGAGAUCACAGCCUCUCCCAACAAGUCCCUCAAUGUACUUAAAAUCAAACAUGGAGAUAUGCUGUUUCUCUUUCCUUCAAGCCCUGCUGGUUCUUCCUCUGAGAACAUGGAUACCUCAGUGUCUCAAGGAACACGCCACAUAAAUGUUCCCCAAGUUGUAGAAGAUGACAUUGACCAGUACCUAAUGAAACAAGAUGGGAAGAUUUACAGGAACAGAGACCAGCAACUAUGUCGGCAUGGCCCAUUGGGUAAAUGUGUGCACUGUGUACCAUUAGAGCCUUUUGAUGAAGAUUAUUUAAACCAUCUGGAACCUCCUGUGAAGCAUAUGUCUUUCCAUGCCUACAUCAGGAAACUGACCGGAGGUGCAGACAAGGGGAAGUUUGUUGCCCUUGAAAACAUUAGCUGCAAGAUUAAAUCUGGGUGUGAGGGACAUCCCCCGUGGCCAGAAGGGAUCUGUACAAAGUGCCAGCCCAGUGCCAUCACGCUCAACAGGCAGAAAUACAGGCAUGUGGAUAACAUCAUGUUUGAGAACCAUACAAUCGCAGAUCGUUUCUUAGACUUCUGGAGAAAAACAGGAAACCAGCAUUUUGGAUACCUGUAUGGGAGGUACACAGAACAUAAAGACAUCCCUCUAGGUAUUCGAGCUGAGGUUGCUGCCAUCUAUGAACCGCCUCAGAUUGGUACACAGAACAGUCUCGAGCUUCUAGAAGACGCUAAAGCAGAUAUUGUGGAUGAAAUUGCUGCCAAGCUUGGCUUGCGAAAGGUUGGCUGGAUAUUUACAGAUCUGGUCUCUGAGGAUACACGAAAGGGGACUGUCCGAUACAGUCGGAACAAGGAUGCCUAUUUCCUCAGCGCAGAAGAGUGCAUCACAGCUGGGCAUUUUCAGAACCAGCAACCAAAUAUAUGCCGCCUGUCUCCGGAUGGUCACUUUGGAUCCAAGUUUGUAACUGUUGUGGCAACAGGUGGUCCUGACAACCAAGUCCACUUUGAGGGCUACCAGGUAUCCAAUCAGUGCAUGGCCCUGGUGCGUGAUGAGUGCCUGCUGCCAUGCCGUGAUGCUCCAGAACUUGGCUAUGCAAAAGAAUCCAGCAGUGAGCAAUAUGUUCCUGAUGUGUUUUAUAAGGAUAUAGACAAGUUUGGCAACGAGAUCACUCAGCUAGCCCGUCCACUCCCGGUCGAGUAUCUAAUAAUUGAUAUUACUACCACGUUCCCUAAGGAUCCAGUUUAUACAUUUUCUAUUUCUCAAAAUCCAUUCCCUAUUGAGAAUCGUGAUGUACUGGGAGAAACGCAGGACUUUCACAGUCUGGCUACAUAUUUAUCCCAGAACACCUCAUCUGUGUUCCUUGACAUAAUCUCCGAUUUCCAUCUGCUCCUCUUCUUGGUCACCAACGAAGUCAUGCCUUUAAGGGAUAGCAUCAGCUUGUUACUGGAAGCAGUAAGGACCCGGAAUGAGGAGCUGGCACAGACUUGGAAAAAAUCGGAGCAGUGGGCCACCAUUGAACAGCUUUGCAGCACUGUUGGCGUUCAGCUGCCAGGACUCCAAGAAUAUGGCGCCAUGGGUAGCUCGACACAUGCCGCAACCUCUUCCAUGUGGGCCUGCCAGCACUGCACCUUCAUGAACCAGCCAGGCACAGAUCAUUGUGAGAUGUGCAGCCUCCCACGCAGCUAAGCCUCGUCUGGCUUGGCAUUCAGGGCGGCCAUUACAGACCAACUGGCAGAGAAAUACAGAGGCAAACCCCUAGCCAGGCAGGAUUGUACUUCCUCCUGGGAUGUUGCGCGGUGAGGGGCGAGGCAGGGGGGAUCUGACCCUUACCACAGGCACACAGUGCCAUUCAAAGGGUUGUCGCUUGCCGUUGGAACUGGAUGUCUUGGUGGGGGAACAUAACAUAGCCCCUCUACCUGUGCUGCUGCCUUGUCUUUUCUUUGCUCUCAGUAUUGUAGAAAGCCAGAGGCCGUGUUCCCCCUUGAGCUGCAUUCGCACGAAUGGCUCACCAGCUCUGCAGGCGCAUGGCAGCGAGGGGUCGCGACCCCCUCCCCCUGUUAGCUUGCAUGCCACAAGCUUUUCCCAGCCUUAAGCCAGUGAGCGAGGCUAGGCAACAGUGUUGUAAGGGACGGCUUGGUCUCCCAGGGCUAGCUUGCCUAACAUCGCUCUCUUAACAUGCUUUGCGUUCAGCCUCAGAGUCGCUGGGUCACUGGUGCCUGAUUCAUUUCAGCCUGCCCUCUUAAUUAGAGCUUCCGAAUUUAGUGGUGGCAGAACAUAUAGCAGCUCAGAGCUCUAAUCUAAGCCCCAAAGCACCUUGGCACCAGAGAACGGAGGAAACGGCCUUCUCAGCUUGGUCAUGGUCUCUCUGCUUGCCUGCCGACCCGGUUCUCGUCCAGCUCCUACCACGAUGACAGCAAGUGAAAUAGAUCAGCCAACAGCUGUUCCUCCCUCAGAGGGUCAUUCCUUGCCAAAUCUGGCAUUGGGGCCAGUUGGCUUCCUGCUCAGGAAGUAGACAUCAUCUUGGCAAUAAUAUCCUGGCUGUGUCAGAGUUGGGCAGGCAACAGUUCACAAGCAGUGAUCUUUGUGCAUCCCUUUGCAUUUAAAACUGUUCCUUGGUCCUUAUAGCUGUGAGCAGGAAAACUUGCAAGUUCCUUCCUCAUGCCUGCUGUUGACUUGAAUAGCGUCCCAGCAGGACAAAGUUUAAAUUGGGCAUCUGUUGGCAUCUUGGAAGGAGCUCUGUCCACUCCACAUUACAUUCUCAGGAAGCUGAGGUUCUCUUUGUCUCAAGAGCACUAGUCUGCCAGCUGUUUCCAUAACCACAUCAACAGAGCCCUCCAAUUCCCCAUUUCCUCUGUGCACAAACUUUCCCUGUUCCCAGUUGUGCACAGGAAGGUUUUCCCUGAUCCAGAAUUCUCAGCAUUCCUGCCAAUACUAUUAUCUGUUAGGGGCACUGUUCAGUUCUGUCUGCAGCAAUAUUUUCUGCACAACUGGCCUGUUAUCACUCGGCCACAUCCAUCCACUUCAUCACAGGGAAACAAGGCAUUUGUUCUAUCAGUUGGAUGGAGAGCCUUUCAGUCUUGGCGAGUUUUAUCUUUUCAGGUUCUCAGCGCAGCAAAAAGGAAAAAAAAAUGUGCCUCUACCCCAGCUACCUGUUUUCAUUAUGGGCUUGCAGACCUGGCUCACAGACCGCUGCCAUAACUCACGCGGCCUCUGCCUUCCGUGGUGGAAGUAUUUGGGGCUUUGUCCUUCAAGGGUUUCAAUCAAGUGAUUGGUCAUCUGGCCUCUUUCUAAUGCUGACAGGGUAUGUGACUCUUUCUCCUUUCCUGGGUUUGCGUUUGAUUAGAUUUCCUGAGCUCACUGAGCCGUAGCUGCUCUUGCUAUUCUCUUCGUUCUAUGGGUUGCAGAGGUAUAUGUUUGGUUUGGACCGGAGUUAACGGAAUAACAGCCCUGCAAAUUAAAAAAAAAAACAAACCUCUAUUAAAAGCAUUUGAAAUGGAA